AUGCAGACCUUAAAGUGUGUUGUUGUUGGAGAUGGUGCUGUUGGUAAGACCUGUCUGUUAAUAUCCUACACGACAAAUCAGUUCCCGGCUGAUUAUGUGCCCACUGUGUUUGAUAACUAUGCGGUUACUGUUAUGAUUGGAGAUGAGCCAUAUACUUUGGGUUUAUUCGAUACCGCCGGUCAGGAAGAUUACGAUAGGCUGAGACCUCUGUCGUAUCCUUCGACAGAUGUCUUUCUGGUGUGUUUCAGCGUUAUAUCACCUCCAUCUUUUGAAAACGUGAAGGAGAAAUGGUUUCCAGAGGUUCAUCAUCAUUGUCCUGGAGUUCCUUGUCUGAUUGUGGGCACACAGAUAGAUUUGAGAGACGAUAAAGUUAUCGUUGAAAAACUCCAAAGACAGAGGUUACGUCCUAUCACUGCAGAACAGGGCGAAAGGCUCGCCAGGGAGCUGAGAGCGGUGAAAUACGUCGAAUGUUCUGCUCUAACACAGCGUGGUUUGAAGAAUGUGUUUGACGAAGCAAUUGUCGCUGCGUUGGAACCGCCAGUAAUCAAGAAGAGCAAGAAGUGUACUAUUUUAUAG
Molecule: messenger RNA, 576 nt
Organism: Torulaspora delbrueckii
Lineage: Eukaryota; Fungi; Ascomycota; Saccharomycetes; Saccharomycetales; Saccharomycetaceae
Gene: CDC42
Product: Rho family GTPase CDC42
Exons: 1
Coding region: 1-576 (191 amino acids)
Biological process (GO): small GTPase-mediated signal transduction
Molecular function (GO): GTPase activity; GTP binding
Source: RefSeq, a predicted model, not a curated record